Molecule: messenger RNA, 2168 nt
Organism: Solanum dulcamara
Lineage: Eukaryota; Viridiplantae; Streptophyta; Magnoliopsida; Solanales; Solanaceae
Product: putative leucine-rich repeat receptor-like serine/threonine-protein kinase At2g24130
Exons: 2
Coding region: 329-2050 (573 amino acids)
Biological process (GO): protein phosphorylation
Molecular function (GO): protein binding; ATP binding; protein kinase activity
Source: RefSeq, a predicted model, not a curated record
UACAAUCCCGGGAUCACUUGGUAACUUAGAGUACCUUGAGAUACUGGACUUUGGGGGAAAUAAUUUUGUCAGCGAUUCAACAUUGAGCUUCCUCACAUCAUUUACAAAAUGUAGGAAUCUAAGAGCACUCUGGUUUUAUAGAAAUCCAUUGGAUGGUGUUUUGCCUGCAUCAGUUGGUAAUUUCUCAAACUCACUGCAAAAUUUUGACGGAAGUAGUUGUAAAUUAAAGGGUGUCAUCCCUCGAGAAAUUGGUAAUCUUACUGGAGUGACAAGAAUAGAUCUGCAAAACAAUGAGUUGACAGGACAUAUUCCAAAUACUGUCCAAGGAAUGUUGAGCCUUCAAGAACUUUACCUACGUACCAACAAGGUAGAAGGAACCAUACCAGAUGUUAUGUGCAGUUUAAAGAAUCUUGGUGCAUUAGACUUGUCAGGAAAUCAUUUUUCUGGUUCGGUGCCACCAUGCUUAGGGAAUGUUACUAGCUUGAGGGCACUUUAUCUAGAUUAUAAUAGGCUGAAUUCUAGAUUACCUGCAAGCUUUGGGGGCCUUCGUGAUCUCAUAGAAUUCAAUAUUUCAUCAAAUUUAUUGAGUGGGAAAAUUCCCUUUGAGAUUGGAAACUUAAAGGCUGCAGCACUCAUUGAUCUAUCAAAAAAUGAUUUUUCUGGUAAGAUUCCUACCACUCUAGGGGGUCUAGAUAAAUUGAUUAAUCUUUCUCUGGCACAUAAUAGAUUAGAUGGACCUAUUCCAGAUUCAUUUGGCAAAAUGUUAGCAUUAGAAUUCUUGGAUUUAUGCUACAACAAUCUUAGUGGUGAAAUUCCAAAUUCAUUAGAAGCUCUUGUGUAUCUCAAAUACAUGAAUUUCUCAUUCAAUAAACUCAGUGGAGAAAUUCCCACCGGUGGUCCAUUUGCAAAUUUCACCAGCCAGUCCUUCCUAUCCAAUGAUGCACUAUGUGGUGACUCUCGGUUUAUCGUGAAACCGUGCCCAACCAAAUCUACAAAGAAGUCAAGAAGAAAAGUGGUGCUUACAAGUUUAUAUAUUCUAUUAGGGAUCGGAUCACUCUUCGCGUUGGCUGUUGGAUAUGCGGUGUUAAGAUUUAGAAAGACAAAGAAGAAUCCAAGUCAAGUAGAUGUGUCUCUUGUAAAAGAGUAUGAAAGAAUUUCCUAUUAUGAACUUGAACAGGCAACUGAAGGAUUCAACGAAAGCAACUUGCUUGGUUAUGGUAGUUUCAGCACGGUCUACAAAGGGAUACUUAAGGAUGGUACUCUUUUGGCAGCAAAGGUAUUCAAUGUGCAAUUGGAGGGUGCAUUUAAAAGUUUUGACACAGAAUGUGAGAUACUCCGGAAUCUUCGCCAUAGAAAUUUGACCAAAGUCAUCACCAGCUGCUCCAACCUUGAUUUCAAAGCCCUAGUGCUGGAAUACAUGCCCAAUGGGACACUUGAUAAAUGGCUAUAUUCUCACAAUCUGUUCUUGAAUCUAUUGCAGAGAUUAGAUAUAAUGAUCGAUGUGGCAUCUGCAAUGGACUAUCUCCACAAUAGCUAUUCAACACCAGUGGUGCAUUGUGACUUGAAGCCAAGCAAUGUCUUGCUAGAUCAAGAAAUGAUUGGCCAUGUCAGUGAUUUUGGCAUUGCAAAAUUGUUAGGUGCAGGGGAGGCUUCUUUUGUUCAAACAAGUACAAUUGCAACCAUUGGAUAUAUUGCUCCAGAGUAUGGACAAGAUGGAAUAGUAUCCACUAGUUGUGAUGUUUAUAGUUUCGGCAUUUUGAUAAUGGAGACGUUUACAAGAAUGAGACCAAGCGAUGAAAUAUUUAAUGGAGAAAUGAGCAUACAGCGUUGGGUUAGUGAUUCCUUCCCAAGUGGAAUUCACAAGAUGGUGGAUUCGAAUUUGGUUACGCCAGGGGAAGAACAAAUCGACUCAAAGAUGCAAUGUUUGUUAUCUAUCAUGGAAUUGGCUUUGAGAUGCACUUUAGUGAAACCUGAUGCAAGAAUUAGCAUGAAAGAUGCUCUUUCAACACUUAAAAAGAUUAGGCUCCAACUUGUCAUAAGUUGCUACUAGGUGGAAUAUAAUUGUACCAUAGCCUCUUGUAUGUUGCUUGAUUACAUAUAUGUUGGUUGUGUUAAGGUUAAUUCAGCACAAGUACUUUAAUUCAUUCAAUGACAAUUUGUUGAGGAGG